AUGAGGGCGGUUCGGGCAGCUCAGCAGCACAGCAGCUCUGCGGCACCAGCGGCUCGGCUCCUCAGCGGCUUAGGCGGCUCGGGCGCCUUUGGCGGCUCGGGCGGCUCGGGCGGGUCGGGCGGCUCAGGCGGCUCGGGCGGCUUGGGCGGCUUGGUUGGCUCGGGCGGUUCGGGCGGCUCGGGCGGAACGGGCGGCUCGGGCUGCGUAGCGGUGCGGGCGGCUCGGUGGCGUAGGGCGGCAGGGCCGCUGGUAGGGCGGCAGGGCCGCAAGGUAGGUGGUGGGGCCGCAGUGAGAGGGGCAGCGGGGCCAUAA
Molecule: messenger RNA, 312 nt
Organism: Closterium sp. NIES-65
Lineage: Eukaryota; Viridiplantae; Streptophyta; Zygnematophyceae; Desmidiales; Closteriaceae
Source: the annotation of a GenBank genome assembly